Molecule: messenger RNA, 762 nt
Organism: Marasmius oreades (fairy-ring Marasmius)
Lineage: Eukaryota; Fungi; Basidiomycota; Agaricomycetes; Agaricales; Marasmiaceae
Exons: 4
Coding region: 1-762 (253 amino acids)
Molecular function (GO): fatty-acyl-CoA binding; protein binding
Source: RefSeq, a predicted model, not a curated record
AUGAAACGCUUUUCCACUUCCACUUCGACAAUGUACGAACCUUCCAGCAGUUUCCGGGAAGCAGCUGCCUAUCUCUCGAGUGCAUCGUCGUUACAGCAAGUCUCCACGGCUACUAAACUUGAGUUAUAUGGCCUCUUCAAAUGGUUGACUGUUUCUCCCAGCCCGAAUACUUCUCGUCCAUCAAUCUUCGAUAUGACCGGUAGAGCUAAAUGGGACGCAUGGAAAUCCACUGGUGAAAACUACAACGAUGGAGCCGAAGGAGAGAGAAGAUACCUUCAGAUCGCCCGCGAUCUAGGCUGGACGGAAGGCACGAUAAGCAAGCCUCAAGUUGGUGCUCCUGAGGAGGAUGAGAUUGAUUGGGAUGAAGAGGACGUUCCAACCCAAAGCGGCGGUGUACGGUCGGGAUUAGGACCGUCAAUCAGUGUCAUGUUGAAAGAUGAGAACGACCUUCUACCCGAGACCGAUACAACUAUCCAUGACUUUGCUGUCUCUGGCGACCUUAAUAAACUAAUGACACUCCUCAAAAACAACCCACACCUCAAUUUAAACCAACUAGAUGAAAAUGGUUAUGCACCCUUGCAUUUGGCAAGUGAUCGAGGAAAUAUUUCAGUUGUGAAAUUCCUCCUAACAAAAGGAGCAGAUCCCAAAGUCAAGGAUUCGGACGGCAUGACUGCUCACGAUUUGGCAGAGGUAGCAGGUCGUGUAGAUAUUGUCCAAACUCUUUCCCAGACAUCCAACCCACACCCAGAACCGUUUCGGUAG